GUCUGUGUUGCAGUAUCCAGGCGGCAGGAUGCAGAGUGCCAUUCAGGUUUUCCAGUGGAGUCCCAGCAAAGGAGCAGCUUUGAAAGACAGCUUCUAAAGAAUAACAAAUAGGAGUUACAGUACCUGAUUUGGGGCUGCUCAUAAUCAAGUGCUGCGCAGCAAGGAAGAUAAUUUUCAAGCGUUAUGAAGGCAGAGAAGGAUUCCGAAGAUGAAGAAAAUACCGUUAGAGAUCCAAGCUAAGUGUAGCCCAGCAUGAAGAUUGUAGAACAGGAAGAGUUGUAAAGAGAAGGACGGAGUCAUUUGUUAGGAGUUUCUCUGAGGGUUUGCUCUGUGAGCCACAGAGAUUUGUAACUUAAUGCGAAGUAGUUUGCUAUUAGCAACAAGAAACUAAAUCCUUUCUAUGAUGAACUGUUGGUUUUCUUGUGCUCCUAAGAACAGACAUGCAGCAGAUUGGAACAAAUAUGAUGACCGAUUGAUGAAAGCAGCAGAAAGGGGAGAUGUGGAAAAAGUGUCCUCAAUCCUUGCAAAAAAAGGUGUGAAUCCCAGCAAACUAGAUGUGGAAGGCAGAUCUGCCUUUCAUGUUGUGGCCUCAAAGGGCAAUCUGGAGUGUCUGAAUGCCAUCCUCAUACAUGGAGUUGAUAUUACGAUCGGUGACACUGCAGGGAGGAAUGCUCUUCAUCUGGCUGCAAAGUAUGGACAUGCAUUGUGUCUACAAAAACUUCUACAGUACAAUUGUCCCACUGAACAUGUAGACCUGCAGGGAAGAACUGCACUUCAUGAUGCAGCCAUGGCAGACUGUCCUUCUAGCAUACAGCUGCUUUGCGACCAUGGGGCCUCAGUGAAUGCCAAAGAUGUAGAUGGGCGGACGCCACUUGUUCUGGCUACUCAGAUGUGUAGGCCAACAAUAUGUCAACUGCUGAUAGAUAGAGGGGCAGACAUUAAUUCCAGAGACAAACAAAACAGGACUGCUCUCAUGCUAGGUUGCGAGUAUGGCUGCAAAGAUGCAGUAGAAGUCUUAAUGAAAAAUGGCGCUGAUGUAACCUUGCUGGAUGCCCUUGGUCAUGAUUGUUUUUACUAUGCAAGAAUUGGCGACAAUCUGGAUAUUCUGACCUUACUGAAGACUGCAUCAGAAAAUACCAACAAAGGGAGAGAACUUUGGAAGAAAGGACCAUCUUUACAACAGCGAAAUUUGACACAGAUAUUCGAUGAAGUAAAUAUGAAGUCAAGUCAGAGGGAGCAUCAGAGCAUUCAGGAUCUAGAAAUUGAAAAUGAGGAUCUGAAAGAGAGGUUGAGAAAAAUUCAGCAAGAACAAAGAAUAUUAUUGGAUAAAGUCAAUGGCUUACAACUACAGCUGAAUGAGGAGGUAAUGGUUGCUGAUGAUCUGAAAAGUGAGAAAGAAAAGCUGAAGUCCCUUUUGGCAGCUAAAGAAAAGCAACAAGAGGAAAGCCUAAGAACUAUUGAAGCUCUGAAAAAUAGAUUCAAGUAUUUUGAGAGUGAUCAUUUAGGAUCAGGAGGUCAUUUUAGUAACCGAAAAGAAGAUAUGCUUCUUACACAAGGUCAGAUGUACAUGACAGACUCACAGUGUACUUCCUCAGGCAUGCCAGCCCAUAUGCAGAGCAGAUCUAUGUUAAGACCUCUGGAGCUAUCCUUACCCAAUCAAACCUCAUAUUCGGAAAACGAGAUUUUGAAAAAAGAGUUAGAAGCAAUGAGAACUUUCUGUGAGUCAGCAAAACAAGACAGGCUCAAGCUCCAAAAUGAGCUGGCGCACAAGGUAGCCGAGUGUAAAGCAUUAGCAUUGGAAUGUGAAAGGGUUAAGGAAGAUUCAGAUGAGCAGAUAAAGCAACUGGAAGACGCCUUGAAAGAUGUGCAGAAGAGAAUGUAUGAGUCAGAAGGUAAAGUAAAGCAAAUGCAGACACACUUUCUUGCCCUGAAAGAACACCUAACAAGCGAAGCAUCUACCGGGAACCACAGACUGAUGGAGGAGCUGAAGGAUCAGCUCAGAGACAUGAAAGUGAAGUAUGAAGGUGCGUCUGCGGAAGUGGGGAAAUUAAGAAACCAAAUCAAACAAAAUGAGAUGUUAGUCGAAGAGUUUAAGAGGGAUGAGGGCAAGCUGAUGGAAGAGAAUAAGCAACUGCAGAAGGAGUUGAGCAUGUGUGAUGUGGAGCGAGAGCAGAGAGUAAGGAAGGUCACUGAGAUGGAAGGCCAGUUAAAGGACUUGUCAGCCAAGCUGGCCCUUUCCAUCUCGGCAGAGAAGUUUGAAAGCAUGAAGAGCUUGUUAUCCAGUGAAGUAAAUGAGAAGGCUAGAAAAUUAGCAGAGAUGGAAGGAGAAUAUGAGAGAUCACUUAGCGAGAUUAGGUCAUUAAAGAGAGAACUUGAGAAUUCGAAGGCCAAACUGGCUCAGCAUGUCAAACCAGAGGAACAUGAGCAGCUCAAGAGCAGAUUAGAGCAAAAAUCAGGAGAACUUGGGAAGAAAAUCACUGAGUUAACAUCGAAAAAUCAGAUGUUACAAAAGGAAAUUGAAAAGGUCCAUCUGGAUAAUAAACUCCUCAAUCAACAAGUACAUAACUUAACAACCGAAAUGAAAAAUCAUUACGUUCCUUUAAAAGUAAGUGAAGAAAUGAAAAAGUCACAUGAUGUAGUUGUUAAUGAUUUGAAUAAAAAGCUUUCAGAUGUGACACACAAAUAUACAGAAAAGAAGUUGGAAAUGGAGAAAUUGGUGAUGGAAAAUGCCAGUUUAAGUAAGAAUGUUAGCCGCCUGGAAACUGUGUUUGUACCUCCUGAGAAACACGAAAAAGAGAUAAUGGCUCUGAAAUCCAGUAUUGCUGAACUUAAGAAACAGCUAGCUGAACUUAAUAAAAAAUGUGAUGAAGAUCAAGAGAAAAUAUAUUCGCUUGUGUCUGAGAACACUAACUUGAAAAAGGCGAUGAGUAAUCAGUAUGUGCCAGUGAAGACCCACGAGGAGAUUAAAACUGCAUUGAGUAGCACAUUGGAUAAAGCCAACAGAGAAUUAGUAGAUGUGAAGAAGAAGUGUGAAAACAUAAAUCAGGAAUUUGUGAAAAUGAAAGAUGAGAAUGAGACAUUAAAGAGAAACCUGGAGAACACUCAGAACCAAGUGAAAGCCGAGUACAUCAGUCUAAGAGAGCACGAGGAAAAGAUGAGUGCUAUGAGGAAGAGCAUGAAAAAGGUCCAGGACAGCAGUGCUGAAAUAUUAGCUAACUACAAAAAAGGCCAGGAGGAGAUCGUAACUCUGCAUGCUGAGAUCGAAGCCCAGAAAAGGGAACUCGACACAAUACAAGAAUGCAUCAAGCUAAAAUAUGCUCCGAUUAUCAGCUUUGAAGAGUGUGAGAGAAAAUUUAAAGCCACCGAGAAAGAAUUAAAAGAACAGUUAUCUGAGCAGACACAAAAGUGCAAUGUCAGUGAAGAAGAGGCCAAGAAAUGCAAGCAAGAGAAUGACAAGUUAAAGAAGGAGAUCUUCACUCUUCAGAAGGACUUAAAGGACAAGAAUGUUCUGGUUGAGAAUUCUCAUGAAACGGAAAGAGCAUUCAGCAGAAAAACAGAAGAGCUGAACAGACAGUUAAAAGACCUACUGCAGAAGUACACAGAGGUAAAGGGUGAAAAAGAGAAGCUAGCGGAGGAAAAUGCCAAGCAAUCUUCUGAGAUCCUUGCAGCGCAGACUCUUUUGCAGAAACAGCACAUGCCGCUGGAACAGGUUGAGGCCCUGAAAAAGUCUCUUAAUAGCACAAUUGAGACACUCAAGGAAGAACUGAAGACUAAGCAAAGGUGUUAUGAGAAAGAGCAGCAGACAGUGACCCAGCUGCGCCAGAUGCUGGAGAAUCAGAAGAACUCGUCUGUGCCCCUGGCAGAGCAUUUGCAAAUUAAGGAAGCAUUUGAGAAAGAAGUUGGAAUCAUAAAAGCUAGCUUGAGAGAAAAGGAAGAAGAAAGCCAAAACAAAACCAAAGAGGUCUCCAGACUCCAGUCUGAGAUUCAGAACACUAAGCAAACAUUAAAAAAACUAGAGACUAGGGAGGUGGUUGAUCUGUCUAAAUAUAAAGCAACAAAAAGUGAUUUGGAGACACAGAUUUCCAACUUAAAUGAAAAAUUGGCCAAUUUGAAUAGGAAGUAUGAGGAAGUAUGUGAGGAGGUUUUGCAUGCCAAAAAGAAGGAGCUGUCUGCAAAAGAUGAGAAGGAAUUGCUCCAUUUCAGCAUUGAACAAGAAAUCAAGGAUCAGCAAGAACGAUGCGAUAAGUCCUUAACAACAAUCACAGAGUUACAGAGAAGAAUACAGGAAUCUGCCAAACAAAUUGAAGCGAAAGAUAAUAAGAUAACUGAACUGCUUAAUGAUGUGGAAAGACUGAAACAGGCGCUCAAUGGCCUUUCCCAGCUCACCUACUCGAGCGGGAGUCCCAGCAAGAGGCAGAGUCAGCUGAUCGAGAGUCUGCAGCACCAGGUCAAGUCCCUGCAACAGCAGCUGGCUGAUGCUGACAGACAGCACCAAGAAGUAAUUGCAAUUUAUCGGACACACCUUCUUAGUGCUGCACAGGGUCACAUGGAUGAAGAUGUGCAGGCGGCUUUACUCCAGAUCAUACAGAUGCGGCAGGGGCUUGUGUGCUAGCGUCAGCACCCACCAGCCGACCAGCUCUCCCUGUGGGUGCUGAGCAUUCUGUGUGCAACUCCAUGGCCUUUCCAGGCCUCACUGUGCGAGUAUAAUUAAAAUAAAGUAUAUUUUGAUCCAUCA
Molecule: messenger RNA, 4735 nt
Organism: Phacochoerus africanus (Common warthog)
Lineage: Eukaryota; Metazoa; Chordata; Mammalia; Artiodactyla; Suidae
Gene: UACA
Product: uveal autoantigen with coiled-coil domains and ankyrin repeats
Exons: 19
Coding region: 401-4612 (1403 amino acids)
Molecular function (GO): actin binding
Source: RefSeq, a predicted model, not a curated record